This is a messenger RNA of Ixodes scapularis (black-legged tick), 2888 nucleotides long. RefSeq lists its product as uncharacterized. The coding region runs from base 1 to 2871 and encodes 956 amino acids. The record is from RefSeq and is a predicted model, not a curated record. Lineage: Eukaryota; Metazoa; Arthropoda; Arachnida; Ixodida; Ixodidae. The transcript is spliced from 18 exons.
AUGGCACCAGUGUACCACGACCUGCUGGUGUUCCCGCUCCACAACCAGAUGCUGGCGGUAAUUCUGGGCUGCUGCUUCGGCUUCGUCACCAUGACAGCCGUAAAGCUGAUCCCAUUCGGCAGCGACUCGGCCAUUGUGGUAUUGAUCUGUGCCACCUACUUCACUUACUACUUUCUGGACUCCAUUGAAAGUUCGGGCGUCACGGGCGUCAUCGUAUUCACCAUGGUGGUCACCACCAACAAGAUGAUCUCUUGCACUGAACUGGAGAACACCUUCGAAGAGUAUUGGGGAGUGCUCUUCGACCUGACGGGCACCUUCGCCAUGUUUGUCUGCGCGACGUACACUGCUUAUUUGCUGAAUCACUACCUUUCUACCCUCGAUUGGGGAGGCAUGGCGCUAUACUACGUUGCCAAGAUGGUUAUACGGUGCGCGGCCGUCGUUAUGCUGUAUCCCCUGGUCAGUCACUUCGGCUACCGUAUCACGCCCAGGCAAGCCGUGGUGCUCAUCUGGAUGGGACUCAAGGGAAGCUACACCAUUUCUCUGGCAUCGCUUUACCAUUUCGCCAACGAGGCGAAACAGACAGAGUCCAUCAACAAGUCUUUUCUGUAUGUCAUAUCCGACAUGGUUCUCACGCAAUUUAUCAACGUGUCCCUCCUGCCACACCUGCUCAAGGCCAUGGGAAUUCUGAAAGUGUCGGAAGUGGAAUUCCAGACAAUGAAUGAUGCCGUCACCUUCGUCCAAGAAACCGUAGACAGGGCAGCACACAUCAGCACCGCCGACAUUUACUUCGUUGUGGCUGAUAAGUCGUGGGUGAUGCGUAACACCAGGAUAAUCAAUCCUCUCGAAGGCAGCUACAGGUUCCACAGGAGACUCUUGAAAAGAAGGGGACGCGGUGGGCAAUCCAUGUCGCAACAGCACGCCGAACUUUUUGCGGUCGAGAACGUGCUCCGAAUUGAAGCGGUGAGCUAUUCUCGGCAGCAUCGUCAGGGAAUCAUUCAAAAAAAGACCAAGAUGGCUCUUCUGGCAGCUCUGCAGUAUCCGUACGACAAGAGAAUAUAUCUGGACAUGGACAUCAUCGGAUCGCUCGUCGAUAUUCCGACAUGGAUCUUGCGAUUGAAAGAUUUGAUGGGCGACGUCCCGCACGAGGAAACCAUCCUGGAGGACGACUCGGCGUCACUCUCCGAGCGGAUCCUGAAGCCGUUCAGCGAGAAGCUGAUGGACCUGUUCGAGCACGAGUACUACGAGGUGAUCAUCACGCAGACGUCUCUCGCCUUCGUGCUCGGGCUCUCGGGACUCCUGAUGGCGCUCCAGGCCGACACCCUGUUCUACUACAAGCUGGUGCUGGCCUCCGAGGCAGCCUACAUGGCCUUGUACGUCGCUGAGGUCCUGCUCAUGGUUUCGGCGUACGGGCAGAAGUUUGUGAACUUGGACAACUACAACAAGCUGGACCUUGUACUUCUGGCAGCAUGUGCGUUUUUGCUCAUCGUGCAGACGGGCCUCUUGUUUAUAAAGUUGGCCCACUUCACAAUUCACUUUAUAAUGGCGGGCCUGUACAUCCUCCUCAUCGCAGCGAGAUUCGUCCAUGCCAUAAAAUACGUUGAGCUGAUGGUCCAGUUCUUCACGAAAGAGGUUCAUCGUUUGCUGAACUCCGUCAUCUACUCGGCGUACGAGGCGGGCCACGCCAUCGUCACCGGUGAAGAGGAGGUCCAGAGGAACGUCUGGAAGUUCGUAGAAUCCACCGAGCUGGCCAUGGAGAUCCGCGGAAGGGCCACUCUCAACAGGCUCCUGGUGCUCCAGAAGAGUGCCUCUAUGCAGUCUCGCUUUCCGGACAUCAUAGUAGCCUUCCGCAGUCGCCAGGCCAGCACGAGCAUUCUGAACGACCUGAGCAAGGAGCUUAUCGACAUGCAGAAGGACGGGCAGCUGGACACGGAAGACUACAAGCUGAUACGAAUGAAAAUCCAGGCACAAAACAUGGCCAUCAUCGCCGAGGCGUGCAGUCUGCCCACAAGCUACAAACCCAUUGCCAUGCUCCGUGUGAUACCCUGGAUUACUUCAGACACAGUACGGCAAUUCCUAGCGAUAAAGAUUCGCCCAGUGUCCUUCGCCCCUCUCGAAGUGAUCGUAGAGCGGGGAGAAGAAAAUCCGAUUAUACUAACGUAUUCCGGAAUAUUGAAGAUUGAGGGCGAUUACGAGGACCUUGGCGACGGGGCGUUACCCAACUCCACGUCGCCGCUGUUCUUUUUCAACGAGGGAUACUUCGUGGACUACAUAGCGUCUCCGGCCUGCGUGGGGUACCUCGGCCUCAUCACCGACGAGCCCUCCAUCACCAGAGUCAUCGCCGAGACGCAGGUCAAUGCUUAUAUAAUUCCGAGAGAUCGCGUGAUAGAAGCCAUGGAAGAGUUCACGCAGCCACCAAGCUUUUACUACGAUGUGUUAUCCUACAUUGCCAGGACCAUUGGGCUCCUAGUUCUGCAAACACACCCGAAGUAUCAGACCUGGCCCGUGGACAAGAUCACGAGGCGACUGGACACGUUCCUGAUGCCCAACCUGGAGAGCGCGUCACGGUUUAUCCUGCCGCCGGACGUACACGACGCCAUCCUGGUGCAGGGAGUCGCCGUGGACCCCGAGUCUCAGGAGUCCCUCAUCGCUCCCAUUUACAUACCGCAGUCCGUGCGGAGGCUCAGCUUUCCCGGCAUCUUCCACCACCGGGUGUCUCCUGUGCUGAUCGUCAUCGCCGACAAGCGCUACCGGCUUCCGCAGGAACUGGACUGGAUGCAUAACGCCGACGUUGGCGGCGAGGACAACUACAAGAAGUUUAUGAACAACGAGUUCAGCCAACAGCAGCCUUACAUUGCGGACGACGGCUACUGAGUCUGCCCGCAACUAAU